UUUUAGUUAAUAGUUGAUGUUUUUUGUAUUUUAUAUUGUCUCUGCAGUUGCUCACUACCUGCCUCGCGCUCGCGCGCGCGCGCGCUCGCGGGUGUCGCGGUCCCGCCUCGCGCCUGUCUGCUUCCCAGCCUUUCACCCAGUUCGAGCGCGCUGCCGGGUUCACCGGGUUUACUCUGACACCGCUGACUCCCCGGCCACGCCCCCCGACAGCCACGCACCCCGCGUCGGGCCAAUCGCGUCGCGGCCACGUACUGAUCACGCACCGCCUCGCCUGGGAUUGGCCGGAGCCCGCUACACCUUUGCCCCUGAUUGGCUGCGUGUUACCACCCGCCAGACAGCUCUGAAUUUUGUUUCUGUGUUUUAUUUUUUUUUUCUGGUCUUUUUGUUUUUUUGGGCGCUCCGCUCAGCUGAAGCCAGUCUGCCGGCUGAAGCUCGGCGCUUAUUAUUGACUGCCCGCACUCCCGACACCGUCUCUGCCGCUAGUUUACACGUUUUGUCGCGCAUUGAACUCUUCCUGAUGCUCAGCUUCACGGCGGAGCGCUCCUGUCAGGUCGACCGUAUGGACGGCCGGACGGCGACGACCACGGAGCUGAAGCCGUGCGUCGAGUACCACGACCUGGAGGCCGCCGAGGCGCUGGUCAGCAUGAGCUUCUGGGGUCAAAGGUCGCACAAGCCCCGCCCAUUGACCCCCACCUCCGAUUCUUGCGACUCCAUCCAUCUCCACCCGGAGGGGGGGGACACUCCCAAAGACCUGAUCGCUCUGUCCUCACUGUGUAUGACUCCACCUCACAGUCCGUGCUUCGCCGAGGCCUCCACCACCACCACCUCCGCUCUGAGCCCCGCCUCCAGACCAGUCUUACCCCGCCCUGGCCCCGCCCUCCUCAGUGACUCCCUCACCUGCCUCCCACAACCCUCCUCCCCCUUCACCUCCGAGACCUCCGCACUUCCACCUCAGGCGGAGUCGUCCUGUGUGGCUCCGCCCGGCAGAGCGAUGGCCACCAGCGUCAUCCGCCACACCGCCGACCGCCUCGGCGUUCCUCCUCCUCCUCCUCCACCUCCCUCCACCUCCCAGCCGGCAGAAACCUCCACGCCGCCUCAGCCGGGACUUCCAGAGACUCUUCCAGAGGACAAGGACGGACCUCCUCCGUCUCCUGACAGCCCGUCCUCUCCUCCCUCCUCAGCGUUGCCUCCUCGCUCCUCCCCGCUGUCUUCUUCCUCCUCUUCCUCUCCGGUCCUCUGCCAGGUUUUCCCGGUGAGCAGCCGGACGGGGAUGAUCUCCGCCUUCGUCCAGGCUCCGGUUCAGGUGCAGACUCACGGGGGGCCCAAGCCCAUCCUGCCCCAGUCUCCUUCCAGCUUCGCCCAGCCUCUGCUGGUGGGCCCCGCCAUGACGCAGGGGACCGUGAUGUUCGUGGUUCCCCAGCAGCCCGUCCCCCAGGCGCCGCAGGGCCCGCAGACUGUCAUGACCCUGGGCAACACCAAGCUCCUCCCCCUGGCCCCGGCUCCCAUUUACAUGCCGACCGGAGUGAGCGGCGGCGCCUCCCAGGCCGACUUCUCCCGCAGACGAAAUUAUGUCUGCAACUUCCCCGGCUGCAAGAAGACCUACUUCAAGAGCUCUCACCUGAAGGCUCACCUGCGCACACACACAGGUGAGAAGCCGUUCAGCUGUCACUGGGAAGGCUGCGACAAAAAGUUUGCCCGCUCCGACGAGCUUUCCCGCCACCGCCGGACGCACACCGGCGAGAAGAAGUUCGUCUGCAACGUGUGCGACCGGCGCUUCAUGCGCAGCGACCACUUGACCAAACACGCCCGGCGGCACAUGAUCACCAAGAGGACGUCCUCGUGGCCGGCCGAAACCCGAGACCUCAACAAAGUGGCCCUGCCCAAAGGCCAAAACAGAGGCUCCGCACUUCCUGUCGGCAUGCUGGCCCCCACAGCCAACUAACAGACUCAGUGGUCUGAGUCUCGGUCAGGCCAACUCAGGACCGCGGGGGGGGCGGGGCAACCAGACAGGUUAAACUGGGACUGGCUGUUUCAAUCAGCUCCACAUCUUUUCUACUCUACAAAUCACGGCUGGCGAACAGUGAAGGCGGUCACUGCGCUCCGGCUACGUUUACACGAAGAACAGGGUCAUUAAAACAUCGUCAAGUCUCGUUAACAAAUUCCAGGUAAGAUGGCCGCCAUUUUAAAAAGGUUUCUGUGGCAUGAAACCAUCGCCAGACUCAUCAACCGACGCACCAGCGACGCCGUGAGGCCGAAAUGUUUAUUACACUCUAGAAAACUAAACUUUUGGCUGGAUAACAAAAUAAAUCCUUAGCACAUAGUUUGUCCUGAAGGUGGCGCCAGAGGAAAGGUCGCGAAAUCAAAAGGGUCUGUCUUUUGUACGGAGGCCUUUUUAGGACAUCUCAGACUUUCAGGCUCCGCUGUAAUUUCUGCUGCAUGCUAACAUUAGUAAAUUAGCAUGAUGAUGUUUUUUUUAUAUGUCAUAAAAUGUUAACAUGCGGAUGUUUUUGUCUAAGAAGAGUGCGACCUGCGAGAGGUAACUCCUGUUGGUGCUAUAUAAAUAAACUGAUGUUUAGCGUGUUAACGAGCUCACGGUUAGCAUGUACAAACGCUAACAUCUGGUAUGUUAACCGUAGCUCGUUAGCAUGCUAACACGCCAGCUUUAAUAUGCUGACAUUCGUACAGUUAGCACGCUAAUGUUAGCACGUAGCUCGGACGUCAUUCAUUCGUUUUACAGUCAUCCUGUCCUGAAUCGACGUGUUGAAAUAGCGGAAGCUUUGACCUGCUGGUGGCGCUAGCGGGAACGUUAAAGGAUCACCAAAGUCAGAAGGAUCCGUCCUCUGGGGAUCAUCAAUAUCUGAACCAAAUUUCAGAGCAAUCAAUUAAUUUUACCUGCAGCUUCGUCAGCAGUAGUUCUGACUCAGAUUAUGGUUUACACGUGGUUUAAACCAGUUUCACACGAUGCGAUUGAUCAUCGCAGGGACCAGCUUGAGUUUUAGUAGUUCGUGUUUUUAGGAUCCGCUUCCGGUUGCCAAGUUUGACUCGACAGAUUUAUAAUUCAAAGUGUUAUUUUACUUCAUAUUUCAAGUCUGUUUUUGAACACAUAAACAGUGUUGAAAUGUUCUUCUGCCUGUUUUUAAAACAAACAAAUCAGAACAAAGUGUAAACAUGUGCCGCAGUAAUAAAAACGAUUGAGAUUAAGGUAAAUCUCUGAAAUAAUCUGAGAGUUUCGCCGUAAUCUAAUUCAAACCGAGAUAUUCUGAGUUGAAGUGACGUAGACGGAGCCGGAGCGGCCGGCGGAGGACGGAGCGAGCUUCCCGCCCUGCUCAGGACAUUUUAUUCCCACCAACCACAAACUCACCAGAGGAGGAAGAGUGAGGAGGAGGAGGAGGAGGCGACAGGCUGCUAUUCAUCCACAGACAGAAACAAACAAAAACCUGAACAUUGCACUGGAUUUUUUUUUUUUUUUAAUCUGGCUUGUUUUUGUACUCUCUCCGCGUAUAAUCAUGUUUACUUCAUGUGUAAAUGUCACGUUUAGCAAAAUGUAUGCACUCUGUAUUUUUUGCCAAAGCCUCAGUACCGUGCUUCUGCUAUUAGCCUACUUCUGUUAAUUUGUCUGUGACUGUAAAUAUUGUAAAUAUAUUGAUAUCUAUAUGAAUGUUACGUGUAUUCCAAUCUGCAUUUAUUGACAGUAUUCCUCACUGUGAUACUACCUACUAUCUUUGCUUUACACAUUAUUAUUAUUAUUUAAUAAACAGUUGUUGAGGAAAAAAAGUGCUGUUUUUGAUAACUUGAUUUGGCCCAUAGUGUAGCCAGUAAGAAAAUACCUCAUGUUAUUAAAUGUUAUUCUUAAUAAUAACGUCUUAUAUCGGAAUAAUCCCAUUUCUGAACAUUAGCCUGUAAGCGAUGGUGAAGAAUAUGGCUUUUAUAAUAAAAAUGUACCACGAACUGAA
Molecule: messenger RNA, 3953 nt
Organism: Siniperca chuatsi (mandarin fish)
Lineage: Eukaryota; Metazoa; Chordata; Actinopteri; Centrarchiformes; Sinipercidae
Gene: klf11a
Product: Kruppel-like factor 11a
Exons: 4
Coding region: 17-1942 (641 amino acids)
Biological process (GO): regulation of transcription by RNA polymerase II
Molecular function (GO): RNA polymerase II cis-regulatory region sequence-specific DNA binding; DNA-binding transcription factor activity, RNA polymerase II-specific
Source: RefSeq, a predicted model, not a curated record